Molecule: messenger RNA, 480 nt
Organism: Bursaphelenchus okinawaensis
Lineage: Eukaryota; Metazoa; Nematoda; Chromadorea; Rhabditida; Aphelenchoididae
Source: the annotation of a GenBank genome assembly
AUGUCCGUCUGGAUCCCAAUAGUUGCAGUAACAGCGUUUUGGCUGUUGGUUGGAGCUGGUGGACCAUUCUUGGUGCCUAGUGGACCUAACAAAGGUAAUUUUUAUUUAUUUUUUUAAUUUUAGGAGAACCGAAUAUACUUAAUUAAACUUUUAAUAAAAAGCCACUAGAUUAUGGAGUUAAUAAAGAAAAACUAAUGGAAUGUAUAAUAUUCGAACCUGAAUUGAUAGCUACUUGGUUCACUUUAUUCGAUUUUUUAAAAUUUAAAUUAAAAUUUUUCUUUUCUAAAGUACUAUUUCAACUUUUUGACAUUUUUAGGUAUCAUUCAAACUAUGAUCGUACUGACAGCCGUCUGCUGCCAUCUAUUUUGGAUCAUCGUGUACAUGCAUCAGUUGAACCCACUGAUCGGCCCUCAAAUCCCAGUCAAAACGAUCUGGUGGAUCUCUCAACAAUGGGGAGACGCUGCAUCACUCAUUAAUUAG